AUGCAGAUUUUCGUCAAGACCCUCACCGGCAAGACCAUCACCCUUGAGGUCGAAUCCAGCGAUACCAUCGACAACGUGAAGUCCAAGAUCCAGGACAAGGAAGGCAUUCCCCCCGAUCAACAGCGCCUCAUCUUCGCUGGUAAGCAGCUUGAAGAUGGCCGCACUCUGAGCGACUACAACAUUCAGAAGGAGUCGACCUUGCACUUGGUUCUUCGUCUUCGUGGCGGUAUGCAAAUCUUUGUCAAGACCCUCACCGGCAAGACCAUCACCCUUGAGGUCGAAUCUUCAGACACCAUCGACAACGUGAAGUCCAAGAUUCAGGAUAAGGAGGGCAUUCCUCCUGACCAACAACGUCUGAUCUUCGCCGGCAAGCAACUCGAAGACGGCCGCACCCUCUCCGACUACAACAUCCAGAAAGAAUCCACUCUCCACCUUGUUCUCCGUCUCCGUGGUGGUAUGCAGAUCUUCGUCAAGACCCUUACGGGCAAAACUAUCACACUCGAAGUUGAAUCCUCAGACACAAUCGACAACGUAAAGAGCAAGAUUCAAGACAAAGAAGGCAUCCCACCCGACCAACAACGAUUGAUCUUUGCAGGAAAGCAAUUGGAAGAUGGCAGAACUCUCUCAGAUUACAACAUCCAAAAAGAAUCCACGCUACAUCUCGUCUUGAGACUGCGAGGUGGCAUGCAGAUCUUUGUCAAGACUCUGACGGGCAAGACGAUUACUUUGGAAGUCGAGUCAUCUGAUACCAUUGACAACGUCAAAUCGAAGAUCCAAGACAAGGAGGGUAUCCCCCCGGAUCAACAGCGAUUGAUCUUUGCAGGCAAGCAGUUGGAGGAUGGCCGUACCCUGUCUGACUACAACAUCCAAAAGGAAAGCACUCUCCAUUUGGUGUUGAGACUUCGUGGCGGCCUGUAGAGAACGAGUUGUCUACUGAUUCUCCACACACUUCGAUAUGAGUCACGGGCGUUUUCUUGGGGAUGGGUCUGCAUGGCAUUGCAUGAGCCCUUUUAUGACACGACAUUUUGCUAGCAAUGCAUGAUUGAUAGGACUGGCCUCAAGUGCCAAGCAUGAGAAGUAGAAUUGCAGAAUAUCAGACAUCACAAUUGCUUCUCACCAGAA
Molecule: messenger RNA, 1122 nt
Organism: Exophiala xenobiotica
Lineage: Eukaryota; Fungi; Ascomycota; Eurotiomycetes; Chaetothyriales; Herpotrichiellaceae
Product: polyubiquitin
Exons: 2
Coding region: 1-918 (305 amino acids)
Biological process (GO): protein ubiquitination; modification-dependent protein catabolic process
Cellular component (GO): cytoplasm; nucleus
Molecular function (GO): ubiquitin protein ligase binding; protein tag activity
Source: RefSeq, a predicted model, not a curated record